CUCAAUUGCCAGACCGCAGACGGACCUUCAUUGCAGAAUUGCACUUCUUUUUUCUUGCAACAAUCAGCUGUACAGUAAAAAGAGAAUCAGAGACGGAGGAGGCGAUCUUUUCCCACCCUUCUCCUCCUCGUGGGCUGUGGCUCGGCUGCUGGCUGUGUUGUGGGACAACAAUGAAUUCAGGUAUGACCCAGAUAUCGCACUCGCCCACUGCCAGCAGGCUUAAUUCCGCUUGGAUUGGGAAUGGGAAUUUAAUUACGCAUGGGCUAGGGGGAGAAGCAGCAAACAAUAGCAAUGGUAGAAAGAAUAGAAACAAUGCACUUGUAACCACCAUGAGAGACAGAAGCAAUAACAGGAAGCCGCUGCAGAAAGGCCGGAAUCUCAGCAUCGAAGCCAUUCAAACGGUUCAGGCACUCAAGCGGGCCAGAGCCACUAGUAGUUGUCCGCUGGAGCCUGCCCUUGAGACCACCUUUAGGCGUUUGCUCAAGCUCGAUAUGAUAGCCGUUCUUCGCGAACUCAUUCGCCAGAACCAGUGUUAUUUGGCUCUUAAGGUUUUCGAAGAAAUUCAGGAGGAGUAUUGGUAUAGGCCUCAAAUAUCACUGUAUGCUGAAUUGGUCUCACUUUUGGGAAGCAAUGGAUUGCUUGAAGAGGUUGAACUACUUUUCAUUAAAUUGAAGAAGGAACCUUGUUUAGAGCCUGAUAUUAACGGCUUUAAUGCAUUGCUGGAGAUUUUAGCAAAUUUCAACCUCACUGGACUAGCAGUUGAGUGCUUUUACCUGAUGAAAUCUAUAGGAGCUGCUAGAUGCAAUCUGAUAGCACCUCCCAUUGCAAGUGUUUAGCAUUUUCUACCCUGUCAGGAAAGUUCUUGCACUUUUUUUUUUUUGUUUAGUGGCUGGGAGCUAUUUAAAUAUUUGUAGCCAAAUUUACUGGUGACUUUAAACUCUUUACUUAUGGAGACAAGUGCAAUGGUUAUGCUUUGCAGCUAAUGCUUUUCAAACCAUGAAAUUUAAUUUGUUAUUGGUUGCAAGUGCAUGAAAUGAUGCAUGGCAUCUAUAUCUUGAACAAUAAGUGCCUGAAAAUACUUAAAUUUCAGGAUGCAAACAGAUCAAAAUGAUUGUAGAAAGAAGAAAUGGGAAAAUAAUAGAAAAUAGCUAACCCAUGGUUAUGUGAGCAAUAUAUGCCAUCUCCCCCACAAUGGUCACAUGAUGGACAGUCAUGAGGUUGACAUGCAUAUGCCCUUCCUGCCAUAAAAUACACUGCAUUUUUUGGUCUUUCUUUGCUGUAUCUCUACAUUGAUCUUGACGUACACUUUAGAGUGGGUGGGAUACGACUUCUGAACAUAGCUUACCUCCGUUUGAUAAUGUCAAACUCAAGACCAUUUGUCUGACCAAAUCUCUGUCUUAUCAGGGAAAAAUUGUAAUAAGGGCUGCCCAUGAGUCUGAUUCUGCAUCGCUGAUUCUAUACCCAGUUUCUACACAUAGUUAUCCAUCCUGUUUUUGAUCCUUUCAUUUUUCCUGCAGAGACUUCACCAUUCACCCCAUCAUUGGUGAUUAGGACUUGCACAAAGUAUUAACUUCCUGUCAACUCCACAUUUUUCCCUGGAUUAAGAUCCACCUACAAUGGGCAUUGCAUCUGAGACAUAUGGUGUAGACUAAUUCAGUCCAAGAAUUUGUUAAUUAUAAUUGAUACCAUUAAUAGAAUUGGAACCACGUUUUCUGCUAUUGCUGCAAUUUUUGUACCAGGUGACAUCGCGCAUUGUGAUCAAGGAACUUCCACCAAUGCCCAUCGUAAUUUGGGGCAGAAAUCAGUGGCAGUUAUAGUGAAAGGUGGGCCACGUGGCAAACACCACAAGACAUGGUUCAAAACAUCUCACCUGAAUACAGCCUCCACAGGUAUUUCCUCUAUUCAGCAUGCUGCUUGGCCCAGCAAUACACUCUCCCAUAGCUGGUUUUCUGGAAAUCUUUGUAGCUGCAAAGCUGCUGGUAUUACAUGGAGUAUACAAUGUAAAGGGAGUGAUGACUAUACAACCCUUGCGAUGUUCUAUGGCAGAGAACCAAAGACCUUAUCCAUGGACUAUGUUCCAUUCUUAAGUUGAUUGUUUGAAAAAAGAGGAAGAAGGAUUAGAUAUUCGACAUCUCUCUCAACUAAACCAGGCAACUCUGGCUAAGGUUGGUUGGAAGUUAUUGAUUGAGGAUGGGUUGUAUGGAAAGAAACUUCAUUUUAGAAAAUAUUGCAAGGAGGAUGGGGACUCUUUGAGUAUGUUGAUGUCAUAUACCUGGAGAAGCAUAGAAGGUAACGCUGAAGUAGUAACACGGUGAGGAAUGAGGUGGAGAUUUGGUAAUGGAGAGACAAUAGGAUUUUGGAUUGAUUAGUGGUUGUUCAAUGUACCGAUCAGUGAGUGGAUGUUUCAAUCCCAGGAGAACAGUCCAACAAAAGGGCGGUGGAAUAAAUGAUUGGAAUUGGAUAAUGCUGCAGGGACUACUCCCUUCAAGUAUCAAAGGUGAAGCUCAGAUCCAUUAUUCUCAUCCAGAAUCCUGAUAUUUUGGAUUUUCUUCGAUGUUGCCUGUCUGAAUCAGGAGCAUUUACCGUCGAAUCAGCUUAUGAUCAGCUUAAUGGAUCUAAUAGGAAUCUAAAUGAAACUUAGCAUUGGAAAAGAGUGUGGGUAGGAAGGGGAUCAGAAAGGUGCAAUGUGUACUGCUCAGGCUCUAGUUGCACAAUGGAUUGAUGACCCGUAACCUUAAAUUUCAUAUGCAUUUGAUUGAUACUGAUAUUUGUCCUAAUUGUGCAGGUUUAGAAAGCAGGUCUCCGUGGGAAUUGUAGAUGGGCAGCCAGUGUGCGGCAAAUGCUGGUCAAGAAGAAGGAUCGGCAACAAUUCUUUGAAUUUUUAAUUACUAACCUUUUGUAUAGUGCUCGAGUGGAAGUGGAAUCUAGAUUUUCGUCAUGUCAUUCACCAUAUUCGGCGGUGGAAGUAUAUUCAUGAAAACUAAAUAUGCCGUCUACAGGUCACCCGGAGUUGAGAUUUUCGUCAUUCUUUUUGGGGGUUCUGCCGUCCGCGCCCACACGAUGCAUUUUCCAGAAAGCGUGAAUCAUGCUUAGCCCAUGAAAUAUCAACAACAGAUUCAAAAAAGCUACUAUUAGUUGAUAUCUCAUAUUGAUAUUCCAAGGGUUUUCGGCAAUAUAUAAAAGUUGUUAGAUCACUUCACUCAUUGUCAAUUGAUUUUGAAAUGGCAGUUCAUGUUCUCUAAAAUGGUAUUAGAGCUGGGCUUUGAGUUUAUUUGUUACCUUGUGAGCUGUAGUUUCACUCGUGAUUCAGUUAUCUUGUUUAUAGUUUCUCUCGUGACUUGGUUUUAAGCCCAUUUGUCAAGUCACGAUUGUAAAGGGGUGUUAGUAGAAUAUUCCACAUUGAUAUUUUAAAGAUUUUCAAUCAUAUAUAAAAGUUGUUGUUAGGCCA
Messenger RNA from Coffea arabica (coffee), 3448 nucleotides. NCBI's taxonomy places the organism in Eukaryota, Viridiplantae, Streptophyta, Magnoliopsida, Gentianales, Rubiaceae. The record is from RefSeq and is a predicted model, not a curated record.